Messenger RNA from Ambispora gerdemannii, 196 nucleotides. NCBI's taxonomy places the organism in Eukaryota, Fungi, Glomeromycota, Glomeromycetes, Archaeosporales, Ambisporaceae. The record is from the annotation of a GenBank genome assembly.
CUUGACAAAACUGUUGAUCACAAUCAUGCCACCAGUAAAAAAAUGGAAAAGUCUUUACCAACAACAAACCCGAAGGUUUAAUGGCAAAUUUGGAUCAAAGAAGUUCUAUGAUAACUUAAAUGAUAGUAAAGAGGCAAACAAUGAAAUAAUCAAUGAGGUUUUUGAUUUUAAACCUGCUGAAUCUAUGGAAGAAUAG